UGUGGCAGUAUAUGAGCGAGGUAAGGAGGGCUCAGCGCACAGUGUCUCGUCACCCUCGCUGCCUCGCUUGCUCUAUCUACCGCACACCUGGCCACCUUCCCUCACAACUGGGGAGGGCAGAAGUGCGCGGCUCAGACACCUUCGGCUGCGACUGCGAAUCACAUUCAGAGAACUGUGGGUUUGGAUGCCUCCGCGCGCCUGGCCCUCCUGCUCAGCGCCGCAGGCAAGAGCCACGCUCAGAGGCCACUACAGCUUCUGCAGCCGCCUAGGAAUGCACGGCUGAAAAUUCGCUCAAGAGCGGAGACUAUGACCAAAGACACUCGCGAUCUUCUUCUCAGGACGAGAAAGCUCAAGUUGAUCCUGUGGUGAGGCGCGCCAGAGCCUUCCGGCCGCGUCGAAAGCUCGGCCUCACGCGGGUCUCUUGGCGAGGCCCACAACGACGCUCCAUCCAAGCGGUGCCCUCUGAGCUGCUCGCGGCUCUGCACUUCGUCUGAGACAUUAUCAAAGGACGAAAUCGUGGCCACCGUGCGUAGUGUCACAGCGUUAAAAACUAGUGAAGUGAUAAAAAACAGCGGACAAAGUCGACAUCUUAUAAUAUAAAACUGAACGCAUAUAAAUCUGUAUAUCAUAUACCGUGAUCAAUAUUCAAGCGUCGCUACUGCUGCAUUUUCAUAGCGCUCGCAACUCCAAUUUUAUUCCAUUCUUCGAGCGCCAUACUACCUGUCUUCAAGAACUGCCUUCCGGCCGGAUCAUCGCCGCCCUCGCCGCCAGCACUUCCGUCCACGCCAGGAUCCUCGGCCCUCCCCGGCCCAGCCACGCCUCAGCCACCCGCGUCCUGCGUCGUCGGCCUCGGUGGCGGCCAACUCAACCACCCCGAUCGCCUUCGAACUCACCAUGAACACCUUCUCGCUCACGCUGCUCUGCAUACUCUUUUUUGUGCUCUGCCUUCCGUACCAGAGCGACGCCACUGGGUCUUCAGGGAAGUACACGUACUCGACGGCGGGCCUCUGGGGCCACAAGGUGCUGGCGUCGCCCGUGUGGGGCCACCCGCCCAAGAUCUACCGCCACCGCCAGCCCACGCACACCGAGGAAGGAGUCCUCAAGAAGAGCCGCAGGUUGAACCACGGGGCGGCGCGCGUGGUGCAGGCCUCCCACUAUGAGCUGGAGUACAUCCUCGGCCGCAAGAUCAUCUUCAUCUGCAUGGCCCGAGGCAACCCGCGCCCUCGCAUCACCUGGUACAAGGACGGGGUCGAACUCUACGCCCACAACUACUUCCAGGUGCAUGAGUGGGAGAUCGGCAACAACAAGCUGAAGAGCAAGAUGGAGAUCGACCCCGCUACGCCCAUGGACGUGGGCUACUAUGAGUGCCAGGCCAACAACAAGCACGCCGUCGACCACCGUGGCUUCCGCACGCAGUACACCGCUGGACUCUAAGAUCGCGCGCCCGUCUGCGUCACUCGCUGUCCGCGUGGCCUCGUUUGUCCUUUUUUUGUUCAUUAGGUAGUCACGUAGGGAUCCAUCUUCCGCCACCUAGACGGAACGUUUGGCCGCGCUGUAACAAACGUUCGGGCUAGCAUCAACUCCAAGCUCUAGCGAAGCUUCUCUCAACCUUGCGAAUGAUAACAGCGUAAGUAGGCCAUUAGGGAUGAGAUUUGCUGAUAGUCUCUGGUAAGGUUCGAGGGAGUAUUGAAUUACCCAACAGGCGAUCCUUUACCAAAACGCCUCCUGUCACGGCACCGGGCGUUACCACACGUGCACGGCAGAGCCGACUCCCAUCCACAAAACACAAAACUAUUAGAGAGAGAUAGGCGUCGAUUCUGAGGGAUCGUGGUAACAGCUGCGUAUAUAGCAGUCUCGCCUCUAGGCCAGGUGAGGCUCCAGUCUCUUUCCCUGCCCCCCCCCCUCACCUGCCACUUCCCUUCCGCAUAAAAAUGUCCCCCAAACUCAUUCAACAAAGUUUUUCAGCGGGAGGCGGAACACAAGUGCUGCCGGUUAAGGCAACGCGACACUACCGCCUUUGCCUCCGAGUGUCAAAAGUUCCGUUUUCCUCCGACAGCCUCCAUCAAUCCGCGGUUCCCGAGAAUCAUAUCACGAUAGGAAUUUCGUUUCAAUUAGGAGCGCAGAAGAGGGGAGCGCCGCACAAGGCACGCACGUCGCCCGAUUCCUCCCUCCCCCGCCUUCCCGACCGCGGGCAAGGGGCAACGAGCGCUCGCCUCGCCUCGCCUCAUUACUCGCGGCGGCCGAUUCUACCCAUGAUCCCUCUCGCAUGAAGCAACAGUAUAUUUUAUCUUGUAUACACGAUCGCUGUGUUGUACCACGGCAUUACCGCAGUAAUCACUAUCAUAACACUACCAUGUAUUUUUUCCUAUAUGAAAUAAAUAUAUCAAUAUAAA
Penaeus monodon (black tiger shrimp) is the source of this 2393-nucleotide messenger RNA. Its product is annotated as immunoglobulin domain-containing protein oig-4-like. The transcript is spliced from 5 exons. The coding region runs from base 895 to 1434 and encodes 179 amino acids. The record is from RefSeq and is a predicted model, not a curated record. Lineage: Eukaryota; Metazoa; Arthropoda; Malacostraca; Decapoda; Penaeidae.